AUGCUCGGCUGGGUGCUCAGGAAAGGCCUGGAGGGCGCGUCUGGAGACACCAGAGCUGUCGCGACGGAUGACACGACUUUUGCCGAACAGCCAGACACGCCAGCACCAGUCUUCGCUGCUCGAGCCCUGAAGAGCGCCAUCUUCGGAACACCAGCGCGCGUCGAGGACAACGCGCCCAACUUUGCACAACUAGCCAAGCAGACGACCGAAUCGAGAAUGGACGACGAAGAUUCAAGGACCCCUUUGAAGCCGCAAGGAAUCCUAUUGACACCUGGCACCGGCACGUCUCGUCGCAAGCGCGUGUCAUUUGACCACAACACUGUAGACCGUGUUGACCCGACACGUGGAAAGAGCCGAUCGCGCGACAACAACCAUGGGAAAUUCCCUAGCUCAUUCACCCCGCAAGACGAGGGCUCGGCAUCAAAGCGCACCCGGUUAACGGAGACGAUGGAGAAGUCACGCCGCUCGAACUCCGCCUCCGGUUCCUCGCCAGCUAGGAGGAAUGCCAACGGCCACAGCUCAGAGGAGGAGUGGGAGGAGGCUGACGACGACGAUAACUGCAUGCACGACAUCACAGUCGACCUCAAUGAGCCCUUUUCGAGGUCAGGCAAGUACUGGAAGUCGGAAUUCGAACAGUACCACCACGACGCGCGGGCCGAGAUGGAGAAACUGCUGAAGUAUAAGCAACUCGCAAAAUCCUACGCCAAGAUGAAGGACGCAGAGGCCGUUGAUCUCAACGAGAAGCUCAAAGAAGAGCAGGAGAAGAUUGUGAAGAUGGAGGAAAAGAUCACGGAAAUGGCCGCGCAAAUGGCCACGCGACGACUCGACGGCGAUGAAGGCGAGAUCCCUCAGCUGAUGAAGGACCUGGCACGACAGACGGCCCUUGCUGUUCAGUACAGGGAUCAGCUGAAGCAGGUUGAAUCCUUGAUGACUGAUAAGCCGGAAGACGACGACGCGGACACACACAGCAGACGCCGCAGGCAAGCAGCGUCACCACGAACACAGAAGACGCUCUUGGAAACGCAGCGCGAGUUGAGGAGGGCCCGGACGCAGGUCAAAGAGAACGGCGACCUUCGCGCGCAGGUCAAGCAACUCAAGGCUGAGCUCCGUGCGGCCGAGCAACACGCCUCUGCCUCAACGAAAAACGAUGCACGGGUAGCGACCAGCUCAUCUCAUGAAGCUGAUGCUGAACUGACACAGGCGCGGGAGGAAAUCCGCCGCAAGGAUGAAGAGAUGCGUCGCUUAAAAGAGGAGUACGAAUCCUUCCGAAUCGAGACCACAGCGCGCCAGGAGGAGACGAAACGGGUUCUACAGACUGCAACGGACAAGAUCUCUGAUCUGAAGAGGGAGAUUAGGAUGCUGAAGCACGGGGCAUCGCUCACAACUGCCGAGGUGAAGCCCGCCACGCGUGUGGCGAGUGAUCCCGUCCGUCCGUCACAAACGAAACCUGCCCUCACACAAGUCGACAAAGAAGAUGUUGUAGUUGAGGCAAGGAAAGGAAGCUUUGAUUUGGUACAGUCCCUGAGCAAAAAGCUGAACGAAAGGCCAUUGCAUGGCCUAGGAGGCCGACUCAAGGAACAAGACGAUGGAGUGUCCAAGGCAACAGGAGAAGAGCCGUCGAAGCCUACUUUCAACAUUCUGGAAGACAGAGUCGAACUCGAAAGGCCACGCUGGAAACCAUUUAUCCCUCGAUCCCCUCGUAACAGAGAGCGCCUUGGCACCGACAUUAACCAGCAGAUUCAGAUCUCGAGCGCCAUUCCCUCGGGCGCAACGCCUGCUCCACGACAUCGAUUCUUGGAUAGAGACCACGGCGAUAUCGAUCUACUGCAAAACCGGUUCGCCCGUCUCGGCGUGCCAGAUGCCGAGGCCAGCACGAUGCUAGGAGCCAACAUGUCAAGGAGCGCUAUUCCGCCUGAAAGGCGGGCAGCCGCCAUCGCUCGAAUCGAGCAGCGGAAAGCUGAAAAACGGCGGGCAGUAAACAACAUUCUCAACAAGGAGAAUGUCAAGCCUUGA
This is a messenger RNA of Verticillium alfalfae VaMs.102, 2013 nucleotides long. RefSeq lists its product as hypothetical. NCBI's taxonomy places the organism in Eukaryota, Fungi, Ascomycota, Sordariomycetes, Glomerellales, Plectosphaerellaceae. The transcript is spliced from 2 exons. The record is from RefSeq and is a predicted model, not a curated record. The coding region runs from base 1 to 2013 and encodes 670 amino acids.